GGAAUCCUUUCGAUGACGUCACGGUGAGGGCUUGCGCUGAAUUCUCAUCCGGGGAAGAUGGCUGCUCCCAGCAAGCAGUAUGGGCUGAUUCUGCCCAAGAAAGGCCAGCUGAAGACAGCAGUUCUGCAGAGACCCUCGGUGUUCGGGGAUGACUCCGAUGACGAGACUUCUGUUGGCGAGAGCUUGCAAAAGGAAGCCGUCAAGAAAAAAAUGAUGAAACAGACGCGUCUGGAAAUGCAGAAGGCUCUGGAGCAGGACGCCAGUGUGUACGAGUAUGACAGCGUGUACGAGGAGCUGCAGAAGAAGAAAGAGGAGAGCAGUGCCAAAGGGCUGGCCGGGGUGGACAAGAAGCCCAAGUACAUCGCCAGCCUGCUGCGCGCCGUGGAGGUGCGGAAGAAGGAGCAGGACCGCAGGAACGAGCGGAAGAUCCAGCUGGAGCGCGAGGCCGAGGGGGAGCAGUUCCAGGACAAGGAAGCCUUCGUCACCUCUGCAUACCGCGCCAAACUGCUGGAGACAAAGAAGGAGGAAGAGAGCGAGAGGAGGGAGGCAGCGAUCGAGGCUGCGCUGGAUGUGAAGAAGCAGAAGGACCUAAGCGGGUUCUACAGACACCUCCUGAACCAGACUGUGGGAGAGGAGAAGCUGCCGGACAGGGAGAAGCGCGGGGAUCCCCAGCUCAACGAGGCGAGGGAAUGUCAAUCCCUGCAUGGCCACAACACACAGGACAACCAAGAUAAAGACGCAGACUGUGAGAUUGAUAGUGAGGGGGAGGAAGAGCAGGGGGAGAAAACCAGGGGGGGGAGUUCUGAAGCAAGCAGGGCAGGGGCAGGGGCAGGUAGCAGCGGGCACUCCAAGAGGCAGUACCGCCAGAGAUCACCCUCGUCCGAGAGCGAGGAGGAGAUGGUGAAGAAGGAGAAUGAAGGACAAAGGGAGAAGAAACACCGCAAGGACAGGGACAGAGAGAGAGAAGACAGGCACAGCCGGAGCAGGAGAGAGGAGAAGAAGAGGGACAGAGGCGAGCGGGACAGGGACAGAGAGGACCGCCAUAGGGGAAAGGAGGAGAGAGACAGGAGAAAGGAGAAAGAUAGCAGAAGGGCAGCCAGUCCAAAAGAGAAGGUAAAAGUGGAGGAGGGAGAGAGGGUGAAGGAAAAGGAGGAGAGAGGCUCCCCAGCAGAGAAACACAGCCGUGGCGGCAGCAGCAGUUCCUCCACAGUGCCAGGAGGCGGCAGCAAAGAGGCGCCAGAGCCCGGAGUUAAUAAAUUCGCCAAGCGCAGCAGCGAGGAGACUGUGUUGUCAGCUCGGGACCGCUACCUGGCGAGGCAGAUGAGUCGCUCGGCCGCUAAGACUUAUAUCGAGAAGGAGGAGGACUGAUCACAGCGGGUUUUCCAGGCCUGCACUCGAAGCUCCCGCAGUGCACGGGACCCACCAGCUCUGCACCGCUCGACAGCACGGCAGGCCCCAGGGGCAGGCUCACGUUAAAGGUGUCUUGGUAAUUGAGAUGUUAACGAGACGGAGGUCACGAUGCAGUGUUGCGAUGGAGUGUAGGUCCUUAAUCUGAUCAUCUUGUUUAGGUGAACCUGGGUCAGAAUUGGAAUGGACUGACUUAGAGUGAAAAGACACUGGGGUGGGGUUUGCUGACCUUUAUUUAGUAUUGUGUUUUUGAUGAUCUUAUGAUCUGUUUUGUUUUAAAGUUAUCAUUAACAAGAGACUACGUUUUGGGUUGUUUUUUGUGUUGCCGCAAGCCAAGCCUGGGUAAAACCUGUAUCCUUCUCACAUCCCAGUAGUCUAUUUAUAGUACAAGAGGUCCUUUCUUUCCAGCCCCUUACCUUCCUAAUGUUCUGUGCACCAGUUCAUCAGUAACACCCAGCUGAACAGUGGCUACAGUGUGAGGAUGCUAGAAACCAGGCUUUCUAGUGUCAGUAGAUUCCCACAGGGGGUUAGGGUUCAGAAUGGGACAUGUAUAUAUCAGCUGAUAAGAUUGAAACUUUUGUCUUCAUCUCUGAAGUACUUGAUCUAGUGAAAGGGACUUGUGGAUAGUGUUUGUUUUUUUGUAAUAUUUGUUUUGCACGCUCUGAGCGAUACAUUAUUAAAUGUACAGCCUUCUUGCCCGGUUCUGUCUCUGGGUGAAUCCAGGCAGUGCUGGGUGGCAGCAGGCUGUGUGCACACUAUUGUAUCUUCAUUGCAUUUUAUUGCAUCUUGAAAGAUUAAACCCGGGGGUGAUGAAGGA
Molecule: messenger RNA, 2224 nt
Organism: Polyodon spathula (Mississippi paddlefish)
Lineage: Eukaryota; Metazoa; Chordata; Actinopteri; Acipenseriformes; Polyodontidae
Gene: nsrp1
Product: nuclear speckle splicing regulatory protein 1
Exons: 6
Coding region: 58-1368 (436 amino acids)
Biological process (GO): regulation of alternative mRNA splicing, via spliceosome
Source: RefSeq, a predicted model, not a curated record